Messenger RNA from Cryptomeria japonica (Japanese cedar), 2799 nucleotides. RefSeq names its product wall-associated receptor kinase 3. The coding region runs from base 7 to 2424 and encodes 805 amino acids. NCBI's taxonomy places the organism in Eukaryota, Viridiplantae, Streptophyta, Pinopsida, Cupressales, Cupressaceae. Gene Ontology annotation, biological process: protein phosphorylation; cell surface receptor signaling pathway. Gene Ontology annotation, cellular component: plasma membrane. The record is from RefSeq and is a predicted model, not a curated record. Gene Ontology annotation, molecular function: ATP binding; polysaccharide binding; calcium ion binding. The transcript has 3 exons.
UUAAAUAUGUCGAAAAUGGAGUUUUAUAAAUUAUCUUAUGUUACAACAGAUUCAUAUAUAAUUUACUACCGAUCAAAGAUCUACAAGAAGAGUCACAAAUUAUAUCCGUUGACGUGGCACUGUAUUCGCCUGUCUGCGUCUCAUUUGACAUUCGUGUCACUUUUCCUUGUAGAAUGUCUGCCAAUGGAUACAUACGAUUUUUCCAACAUUAUAAAAGAUAAGUCUUUGCAGACAACGUUUGCUCUGAAUUCUGAAGAGGAAGCGAUUUGCUUUUCUGAUAACUGUAGCCAGAUCUCCAUGUUCAGCUUAUCAAUGCUGAUUCUAAUUCAGUGGAUGAUAUUUAUAUCAUGUUUUAUCCUUAUUUCUGAGCAGAUCAAAGAAAAUGGAUGCUUCCACAAGUGCGGAGAGGUGCACAUUCCUUACCCCUUCUCAACUGGAGGAAAAGGAAAGAGAUGUGGCUUGCCUGGCUUUGAAAUCAACUGCAAACAAAAUCAGAGUUUUGGAACUACAAAGUCCAUUCCUUUUCUGUCUAUUCCUUCUGGGGAGGUACAAAUCUUGAAUUUUUCUCAUGAUCAUCUCCUCAUUAACGCAACCCAAUUCCUGGCUUCCACUUCCAAUUGUCUAGGCCAGUCCAAUAUCACACAGAUCACCAUUUCUGAGGAAGGCCCAUUCCAGUUUUCUUCACAAAACAAAUUUGUUGUAAUUGGGUGUGAAUCGCUGGGCAUGUUUGGCAAGCUUGAUGAUCGAAGUUACAUUUCUUUGGGUGGAUGCUUAUCCGUCUGUUCUGAUUCUCCCACUUUUUCUAGCUGCAAUGGGGAUGGCUGCUGCCAAACAUCCGUGCCGUCAAAUUACACAGAUUAUGUUAUUUCUGUAACAAAUCUCUCAUUGUCGCAAAAUAACUAUGAGAUGACGUGUAAUUAUGCUGGUAUACUUGAUCAAAGUAGCUGGAGUUUGAUUUCUAAAUCAGACACUCCCAACUUAAACUAUGCCUAUGCUUACAUAAGUCUGAAUUGGAGUAUUCCUAAUGACAACUGUGCCUCAGCUAAAGCAAAGGAUUCAUACCAGUGUGUUUCGGAGGCAAAGUGCAAUGAUGUAGGAUCGGGUUAUCUAUGCAAUUGUAAGCCUGGUUUUCAUGGAGACGGGUAUUCCAAUGGCACUGGGUGCAAAGAUAUCAAUGAGUGUUCAGAUCCUAGUUUGAAUGACUGUUACCCUUCGUCAAAGGGAGGGAGAUGCGAAAAUACAAAGGGCUCGUACAAGUGCUCCUGUGCCAAAGGCCACGGAGAUGGCACAAAAGAUGGAACCCGUUGUUCUACGACAAUGUUUCAGACUUUACCCGUUGCCAUAGGAGUAUGUAUAACACUAGUGGCCGUGCUUAUUGGAGGUGGUGUUGUGUUGGCGAUUUUGAAGCGCAGAACAGCGAGACUUGUCAAGCAGUACAACUUUCAGAGGAACGGAGGGACUCAUUUGCAGAAACUAAUUUCAUCAAAGGCAGAUGGGUUGAGAAUAUUUUCCUUGGAUGAGGUUGAGAAAGCAACUCAGAGUUUUUCUCCAAGUUUAAUGUUGGGAUCAGGUGGCUACGCCACAGUUUACAAAGGCACUCUUUCUGAUGGAUUUAUUGUGGCUGUCAAGAAGGCUAAUUCCAAUCAAGUUGAUUCCAAAGAUAUCAAAGACUUUAUCAAUGAAAUUGUUAUUCUGAAUCAGAUAAACCAUAGAAAUGUGGUGAAGUUGCUCGGCUGCUGUCUGGAGACUCAGGUACCCUUAUUAGUUUAUGAAUAUAUUUCCAACGGGACUUUGUUUGAUCAUCUAUAUGGUAACAAAUAUGAGCACCGUCUUCACUGGGAGAACCGCCUCCGCAUUGCUACAGAAACUGCAGAAGCGCUGUCAUACUUGCACUCUGCUGCAUCAACACCCAUUGUGCACAGAGAUGUGAAAUCUUCCAACAUUCUGUUGGACGAUGCCUAUACUCCCAAAGUUACAGACUUUGGAUUGUCUCGUCUGGUGCCAACGGACCAAACACACAUCACCACACUUGUGCAAGGAACUUUGGGUUAUUUAGAUCCUGAAUACUUCCAAACAGUUCAGCUUACAGAGAAAAGUGAUGUCUACAGCUUUGGAGUUGUGUUGGUGGAGCUUUUGACUGGGUUGAAACCUGUUUCCUUUGAAAGAACAAAGAACCAGAGCAAUUUGGCCAUUUAUUUCCUCAAUACAAUGAGAACGAAGGAUCUGAGUGAAAUAUUAGAUUCUCGGCUCACUGUAGAGGAGGAGGCCAAUAAAGAAUCAAUGGCAAAAGUGGCGAAUUUAGCGAAAAAUUGCCUGAGCGUGGAGGGGGAGAAGAGGCCGACAAUGAAGGAGGUAGUUCAGGAGCUGCUGUGGAUCAAGAGUGGAGGAAGGGGUAUGGCGGGACCCGAUUCUGAUGCAGCGUGAAGAAGGAUUUGUUUCUCUUGAAAAGUGGAUGAGUGAGCCUUAAAGCUUGUAAGAUCGCCUUGAUGGAGGCAGAUGAAUCGUCUAUGAGUAAGAUAUUAUUUAGCAAUGUUGACUUUCUAACAGAGAUACGCUACAUUUGAAGAAUUUUUAUUUUCAUUGCUAAAUUAAUGCCUCGAUGGUUAAUAGGCCAUUGUCUGUAAUGUUUUUUGGGGUUGCCGUACAGUCUGUUGUGAUAAAAUUCUGUACAUUUUAACUCAAACAAACCAAAAAUUAUGAAUGGUCUCUGAUGAUCAAAUGUAACUAUUCCUUGCAAACUAUUUGGUAUGCGUCGACACCAUUGGACCACCUUAAUUAAAAAUGUUUUUUUAAUUACCA